Molecule: messenger RNA, 573 nt
Organism: Ambispora gerdemannii
Lineage: Eukaryota; Fungi; Glomeromycota; Glomeromycetes; Archaeosporales; Ambisporaceae
Source: the annotation of a GenBank genome assembly
AUGGCAAAAAGAAUUAAACAACAAUUAACUCCCUAUCCUCACCAAAACUUCACUUGUGAUAGUUGCCGAGAGGAAUAUGAACAACAAACUGCCUACUCACCAGCCCCAGAUUUAGACCAAUUAGAUUACUUUUAUACUUACUGUGCUAAUUGUGCGAAAGUAAACGACAAGGAAACCAAAAAACAACCAAAUAAAAGCAAAAAAACCAAAGACUUCGGCACUCCACCAGCAGAAGCCAGCGAAAAUUUACAGUCCUUAGAAAUCGAUAAAAGAACCUUACGCAAAACUAACCGCAUUCAUCAAUUCAAUACUUCGAAUGCUACGAAAAUCAGCGGAAAUAAAGAAGUCAUGCCAAUACAAAGAAUAAAAUGUCGUUGUGGCAAAAGUCAAAAAUGCUCCGCUCCUAUUCACGGAGAAGUAAUAAUUUUGAGUUGUAAAAAGGGCUGGACAAUUCCCCAAGAAGCCAGUGCCAAUUUACAGGCUCCGGAAACUGCUCCUUUGCGAAAAAAGGACAAGAUAGUAAAUAAUCGCACCAAGCCCUUAGGUUUAAAAGUUAGCGAGGAUUUUUAUUGA